UCCAAGAGAAAUUUUGCACGGACUUUUAAUUUUUGGCCGGACGGAAUUGUUCCUUAUGAAAUUAAUUCAGCGUUUAAUGCUCAACAAAGAAUACGGAUUAUUGAUGCAAUAGCAGAGUUUAAUACAAAAACAUGUGUAAAGUGGAUACCAUAUGACAACAAUACUUAUAUUCACUACGUUGAGUUCGUUACUCAUGCUUUCUGCAUUUCGUUUGUUGGUAAAGUUUCGAAAAGUCCACAAAUAAUAGGGUUGACAAGCGACUGUGUGAACUCAGGAACAAUUAUGCAUGAAAUGUUACAUGCCAUUGGUUCUUGGCAUGAAAUGGCUCGAAAGGACCGAAGCAACUAUAUGACUGUUGAUAUGGAUAAUGUUGUUAAAGGAAAAGGAUCUAACUUCUUUGUAAGACAAACAAGUGACAUUACUCCAUUUGAUCCAGCAUCCGAUGUAAUGUAUGGUGUAUAUGCAUUUACAAAAAAUGGAGAUAAAACAGAAUUCUUCCAUGACUGGAGACAAGAGUUUCUUGCUGGAACUGGUAAAACUCUAAGUUUCUAUGAUAUUGCUGAUGUAACUGCAGCUUAUGGAUGUACUGAUUCGUGUGUCUCACCACCUACCUGUCAGCACGGAGGAUUUAUUGAUCAAACUUGUGCAUGUGCUUGUCCUCCAGAUUUAACUGGCACUGUGUGUCAACAACUUGAUCAAAGCAGUUCCAAUUGUGGAGGUACUAUUAAUUUAGCAGGCGGUGAAACAUAUUUCCUGACGUCACCAAAUUACCCAUCGAAUUAUGACACCGGUUUGAAGUGUGUAUGGUUCAUAAAGGGAGAUCCUGGCAACCAUAUACGAGCAACUGUUACCGAUAUGGAUAUAAGCCAUAAAAAAAAUACGUGCUAUCACUGGAUAGAAAUGGUUUAUUACCUCCUUGCAAACAGAGGUCCAGAGCGAUGCGGUACUACGGACCAUGAAGUCUGGGAUACAUCGUCCGACGGAGAAAUAAAUACAAUGAUCAUCAGAUUUAACAGCUUUGUAGCGAGUGAUAAGGCUGCUAGCCGGGGUUUUAAUAUUACAUUAGAAUCAAUUGGAACAGGAUGUGAGAAUAAUCCGUGUCUUCAUGGCUCAUGUUACAGUCCAAUGAAUUCAGACAACUAUACCUGUACAUGCAACCAGGGAUUUUUUGGAACCAACUGCGACGUACCCUCGGUGUAUUCAAUAUUCGAAUGUACUGCAGAGAUUGACCGUUACUGUAUGUUUGUUCAAUCAACUGAUGAUAAAUUUAACUGGGGCACACGAUCAGGUCGAUCUAGGCGUUAUGAUACUAGUGGAAUAUCGAGAGUAACUGGUCCUGGUGGUGCAAAAGAAGGAUUUGUAUAUCUAUAUACUACAGAAUUAGGAAACAGGAAAACGGGUGAUAAUGCAGUUAUGUCUACUGAAAUAUCUUUUCCAAAGGUCGAGCGAUGUUUGACUUUCUGGUAUCAUAUGAGCAGUUAUUAUCCAUCACAUAUGGGGACAUUACAAAUUAAUAUGACAGAUAGUACUGGAGAAGAAACUUUAUUGUUUACCCGAUCAGGAAAUCAAGGAUCAGCAUGGUUACAAGAAAAAUUAGAUAUACCAGCUGUUGAUGAUUUGAAGAUUACAAUUACCGGAUUCCAAGGACGUAGUUAUAUGUCAGAAAUGGCUCUAGAUGGUAUAUUCUUGGUUCCUGGUACCUGUGAGAGUCCUCUGUCAACACCCGCUCCAACUAAACGAUCUACUACAACUACUCCGACCACAACAACUACUCCGACUACUACAACCACUCCGACUACAACAACUACUUCAAUCACAACAACUACUCCGACUACAACAACUACUCCGACCACAACAACUACUCCGACUACAACAACUACUUCAAUCACAACAACUACUCCGACUACAACAACUACUCCGACCACAACAACUACUGCGACCACAACAACUACUCCGACCACAACAACCACUCCGACCACAACAACUACUCCGACCACAACAACUACUCCGACUACAACAACUACUUCAAUCACAACAAGUACUCCGACCAUAACAACCACAACAACUACUCCAACCACAACAACUACUCCGACCACAACAACCACUCCGACCACAACAACUACUCCGACCACAACAACAACUCCGACCACAACAACUACUCCAACCACAACAACUACUCCGACUACAACAACUACUCGGAUCACAACAACUACUCCGACUACAACAACUACUCCGACCACAACAACUACUUCGACCACAACAACUACUCCGACCAAAACGACCACUCCGACCACAACAACUACUCCGACCACAACAACAACUCCGACCACAACAACUACUCCGACUACAACAACUACUCCGACGACAACAACUACUCCGACUACAACAACUACUUCGACUACAACAACAACUCCGACCACAACAACUACUCCAACCACAACAACUACUCCGACCACAACAACCACUCCGACCACAACAACUACUCCGACCACAACAACUACUCCGACCACAACAAUUACUCCGACCACAACAACUACUCCAACCACAACAACUUCUCCGACCACAACAACUACUCAAACCACAACGACAACUGCUCCUACAUGUUACAAAGUUAUUGAAUGUGGAUUUGAACAAGGAGAAACAUGUGCAUUCGAAAACACUAAUGGCGAUGACUUCGACUGGAUUUUAUAUAAAUCAGGAUCAACAUCUACCCCAAACACUGGUCCUUCGGCUGCACACAGUGGUAACCAAUAUGCCUAUAUUGAGGUAAAUGGUCAAGGCCAGGACUCCUACGCAUUUUUGAGCUCAAAGAAUACUAACCUGUUCUCCUCUUCAUAUUGCCUCAGAUUUAGUUAUCACAUGUAUGGUCAACAUAUCGGGUAUCUAGCAGUUUACUCGCAAUAUCGCAACUCGGGCUGGUGGUCCAAACCUUGGACUAGGUCUGGAAAUCAAGGAAAUCAAUGGAUCCAAGCUAGUGUGGAUAUUACUGGUAAUACAGGGUCAGGCAUUGUUAUUGAUAUCGAGGCUUCGAAAGGAAAAGGUGGUGAUAACGGUGAUAUUUCAAUUGAUGAUAUAACAUUGUGUACCGGUUCCUGUUAGCUUGUUACACUUCUCCAUAUUGUGUGAACUGACUUUAUCCCUUUUUUAUCUGUUCUAGAAAUGUACCUGAUAGUCCAGUCUAAAUUGUCCGAAAUUCUUCUUGAAUUAUUUUUUUUUUAUAUCGGAUUAUGUAUACUUAAAACCAUUAGGCACAACAAACAGUGUUUUUAGUAUUUAAUGAAAUUUUUC
Messenger RNA from Mytilus trossulus (common blue mussel), 3288 nucleotides. RefSeq names its product MAM and LDL-receptor class A domain-containing protein 1-like. Gene Ontology annotation, cellular component: membrane. Bases 283 to 3099 code for a protein of 938 amino acids. Gene Ontology annotation, molecular function: metalloendopeptidase activity. The record is from RefSeq and is a predicted model, not a curated record. The transcript has 19 exons. Gene Ontology annotation, biological process: proteolysis. Lineage: Eukaryota; Metazoa; Mollusca; Bivalvia; Mytilida; Mytilidae.